This is a messenger RNA of Ipomoea nil (Japanese morning glory), 603 nucleotides long. RefSeq lists its product as uncharacterized. The transcript has 2 exons. NCBI's taxonomy places the organism in Eukaryota, Viridiplantae, Streptophyta, Magnoliopsida, Solanales, Convolvulaceae. The coding region runs from base 1 to 603 and encodes 200 amino acids. The record is from RefSeq and is a predicted model, not a curated record.
AUGGAUUCAACAAAGUGUAAUGUACAGUUUCUUGCUGCUGAGAAUUUGAUUGGUUCGCGCAAUUACUCUUCUAAUGCUGAAGCUUUGAGCUUAGCUUUAAUUUGUACUAGCUAUGUGGCUGCUCUCAUAUAUGUAGAUGAUGUGCUCUUAGUUGGCAAUGACAAAGAAAAGAUACACACCCUUAAGGCCUUCCUUGAUGAUAAAUUUGGAAUCAAAGAUUUGGGGUCCAUUAAAUUCUUUCUUGGCAUUGAGGUCACUCGAACCCCCCAUGGACUGGUUUUAAGCCAACGUAAAUAUGCACUUGACAUAUUAGCUGAGAGUGGAUUAGAAGGAUGUCGCCCAAGUGCAUUCCCCAUUGAGCAAAAUCAUAAACUACGUGCUAACUGUGAUGGGGCUCUUGUUGAUGCCUCUCGGUAUCGUCGCUUGGUUGGACGCCUAUUGUAUCUUACAGUAACAAGGCCAGACAUCACUUAUGCAGUUAAUAUUCUUAGCCAGUUUGUUAGCACCCCACGGCAAGAGCACAUGGAUGCUGCUUAUCGGCUGCUACGUUAUCUAAAAAAUGCUCCGGGUCAAGGAAUCUUGCUAUCUAACUCAGCCGGAUAG